AUGUGGUCCGCCACCCGCGCCCAGUUCCUCAACCGACCUUCACCUCCGGCGCUGACCGGCGACUUGGCUUUCCGGAUCGCGAUCCCGAUCGAUUCCCUCAAGGGCCCCCACAAGGCCGAGCUCGAGGCCUUUAUCGAAUCCGAAACGGUUCACUUUUGGAUCGGUCCGCAGUCCCACGGCGUCUCCUACACCGUGAAGCAGGGCCGCAUGCUCAACCUGGGCCUGCUAUCCCCGGACAACCUCCCCGAGGGCUCGACAAAGGUCCUCGGCGACGUCGAGGAGAUGCGCUCCCUCUUCUCCAGCUGGGACCCCCUCCUCCGAAAGCUCCUAGACCAGGUCGAGAGCGUCCACAAGUGGAAGCUCUGCUGGAUCGAGCCCCUCGACCAGUGGGCCAGCGCCGACGGGUCCUUCUUCAUGGCCGGAGAUUGCUGCCACCCGAUGCUGCCCUAUCUCGCACAGGGCGCAAACUCCUCCCUGGAAGACGGUGCCGUGCUGGGCUACCUCCUCGGGAAAGUCGGUGGGCGUACGACAAAGGCCGCGCAGCUCCCCGCGGCCGCGGCCAUGUAUCAGCGCCUGCGGAUGGGUCGCGGGCAGCGCAUCGUCAUGGAGUCGUUCCGGCAGCGCGACGACUUCCAUAUGCCCGACGGCCCCGAGCAGGAGCGCCGCGACGAGGUUAUGGCCGCGUCGUUGCAACCGGGAGGGGAGCCGCAACCUGGGUUCCCGUCGCGGUGGACGUGUCCCGAGAUCCAGGGGUUUCUGUACUCGUAUGACGCAUACGCAGAGGCGGAGAAGGCGUACAAUCAGGACCCGUAUUAG
Molecule: messenger RNA, 816 nt
Organism: Colletotrichum spaethianum
Lineage: Eukaryota; Fungi; Ascomycota; Sordariomycetes; Glomerellales; Glomerellaceae
Product: FAD-dependent monooxygenase OpS4
Exons: 1
Coding region: 1-816 (271 amino acids)
Biological process (GO): secondary metabolite biosynthetic process
Molecular function (GO): monooxygenase activity; FAD binding
Source: RefSeq, a predicted model, not a curated record